CAGAAACGACAGCCUAACGGUUUCCCAGGACGGCCGCGCGUCGUGUGCUCUAGAAAAGGAAAGCUGGAAAAACGCCAGCAGCUAACGCCAGAAACGCUGCUGUCACAGUUUCCACCUAAGUCGAAGGAAAACAAGUCAAAAGGCUCGCUCAAGUGGCAGUUGCUUUUUUUGGGCCAAGCCAGCGGAUCGGACCACUAUGAGCGACUUAGGAGCCCGGUAAUGAUGAUAGCAUGACGCGUGACGGCGAAAUUCCAGCCAUUUUCAAUCCGAAACGGGUGCGCACUCCUUCCGUGGUGGUCACCGGCGACUCGUCGACGAAUGGCCCCUACAGCACUAACCAAACCGGCGGAGGCGGAGGUGGCGGACCGGGAGCCUGCAGCAGCACCUCAGCCGUCGCUCCUGGCGUCCAGUCCGCUCAAAAUGGCAGUGGCACCGGGGGAACGGGCAGCUGCGGCUUCAGCAACGUGCUCACCUCGAGCAACCCGCAAAUAACCCACCAAGACUCGAUCUCUUCGAGCCAACAGGACCCCAAUGAGGUGAUCAUCAUACCGGCGGACACGCCCACAAGUGCGCCGGGUAGCCACAGUGCAGGCCAUCACUUUGGAGGCGGCGGCGGCGGCGGCGGUGGCGGAGACUCCAGCGACACGCAGACGGAGCAGCAGCAGGCUAAUGGCCAUGGGGAGGAGCCGGAGCUGCGGUUCCGGAAGCUGCAGGCCUGCAAGGAGUCCUGCUGCUCUGAGCUGGCCCGCAAGAUGUACUUCGGCGUGUGCGUGACCAUCCUGAUGACCGCCUCGUGGGUGGGGGCCACCCACUGCAUUAAGUACAUGUACAAGUACCGUGCUCCGUACGACGACCUGCUGAACGACGACCAGGACACGUCCUCGAGCCGUGCCGAUCUGAGCACGGAACUGGAGGACAUACUGGCCAUCAGCGACUCGUCGCUGCACCACGUCGAGGACGCCACCGAGAUGUUCAACAUACCACCGCGCCAGCCGGUCUAUUUCAGCGCCCCCUUCUUCGCCGCCUGGUUCUUUACCAACUUCUCACUGCUCUUCUUUCCCAUCUACCUCCUGGGUCUGGUCUCCACGCGCAAGUGCGAGAAGCUGAGCGAUAUUCUCGGCGAUGUCCUGCGAGGAUUCCGGGAGCGCGGCUUUACAGUUGGUCGCUUCCUCAAUCGCUGCCUCUGCUUCUGCAUUUUGUGGCUGGUCACCACCUACCUGUACACACUCUCCCUGCACGUCCUCUACGCCACGGAUGCCCUGGCUCUGUUCGCCACCAACGUGGCCUGCGUGUACCUGCUGUCCUGGGUGAUCCUGCAUGAGCAGUUCGUGGGCGUGAGAAUCGUGGCCAUCAUCCUCUGCGACACGGGAAUAGCGUUACUGGCCUACAUGGACGGAAUCACGGAAAGCCGAACCCUCAGCGGCGUCGUCCUGGCCACGUUGGCCGGAGCAGGCUAUGCCGUGUUUAGGGUUAUGUUCCGCAAGGUGAUGGGCGAUCCGCCGGUGAGCCAAAUCGCCUUCAUAUUCACCGCCCUCGGCUUCCUCAACGCCCUGCUGCUGUGGCCCGUUGUGCUGGGUCUCUACCUGACUGGCACGGAGAGCCUCACAUCGGAGAGCAUACCCUGGAACCUGCUGUUCGCGGCGAGCCUCCUGCUCCUCGUUUUCCACGUUCUGAUGCAGUUCAGUGCCGCCGUAACGUACAACAUGUUUGUGACAUUGGGUCUGAUUACCGCUGUGCCCGUUUCUGGAGCACUCGAUGUCAUACUGUACAGUGCAAACUUUGCGGGCAUGAAGCUGGCCGGAGUCAUUCUGAUUGGCAUUGGAUUUUUCCUCGUUAUGUUCCCCGCCAACUGGCCAGACUAUAUAACGCGAUUGUUGCGAAAAAGCGUUCGUGCCAUACUCCGCUACCAAUGUUGUUGUGAAUUAGCCGAAAUUCGCUAUGCUCAUUCGAAGCAUCAUAAUGCUGGGUCACAAUGCGAGAUGGGGUCGCGGCCCUCGGAGCGGUACUUCAACAGGUCAGCAUCCCACCAUUAUCGACUAUCGGACGGGAUACAUAAGGUCCCAUCUUCGUUCACCCUCUGGCCGUGUGAGAUGACUGAUCUGUCGCCGACCACCACUGGGUUUCUACAUGGCCAUGGCGGCGCCAACGCACAGCAUCACCAGCAACUUUUGCACCACCAACAGCAGCAUCAGCAUCAGCAGACCCACCAGCAGCACCUCCAGCAGCAAUACCACCACCGUCAGCACUCGCUCCACCAGCAGCACCUGCAGCGCCAGCACUCGCACACCUCGCUGACCAAGAUCCACCGCCAGAGCAGCAGCCACAGUGUCCACGGUGGCGGUGGUGCUGGUGCUGGCCGGCCGGAGCACCACCGGUCCCACACCGGAGCCACCGGGCGGCUCUUCUCCUACUUCGGCAACGAGCAGGAGCACGAGCGCAAGAAGUCGGAGACGUCCUUCUUCAAUCUCGGCUUCCGGCGGAAGUCCACCGUGGUCUACUACGCUCCGUCGGAUUAGAGGCGUCUCCUUGCUAAGGCAUAUCGAAAGCAUCUAAGCAAGAGCAUACAAUCAGAUUUAUUAGUGGUUUAGAUCGGUCAUAUUUUACUUGUGUGUCAUUAUAUCAUAAUUAUUGUCGUCGUUGUUGUUGAUGUAAAAGUUCAAUCGGAUCGCAUGCAGUUACAAUUUUGCUCAAAUAUAACACAUUUAAAGGCUACAGUUACAGUUAAACACCAGCACGGAGAUUAGAAGCUCCUCAGCAACAAAAGAAUAAGGAAUCCAUGACCAUGAACAUGCCCCUGCCUCGCCUUGAAUCUCAAUGUCAAUACAGAAAGAUGCAGAAACCCAAAAAAGAAGAGAGCCCGCGAAUCGAGCUCAAAAGUGCCCCGAAAGUUAACUAUAUACGGUUAUAAUUUAAUACUCAUAAUUAUUACGAAAUUGUGUAAGGAAUCGAAGCCAAUUGUUUUAGCAAUUAUAUACAUUAAUUAUAAAGGCAAUGAAUAGUCAAAUAUUUUAAAGUGGAUUCACUCAACGGCACACCUUAAGAAGGGCAAGAUAACGAAAAAACGAACAAGAAAAUCCAAGAUAUUUAAGGAAAAUAGUUGAUAGACGUCACCGAGAAAAAUUCAAAGUUCACCCGGCUAGGAAACCCAUUAAACUGUAAGCUCAUCUAGCGACUAGAUCCAAAUGGUUUUUCAUUUAAACUUAACGUUAACUGUGGAUCGGACUUUUGUUAAAGAUUUUUAUUUGAACGUGAACUGAAUGUGAACCGAGUCAAAAACGAAUCGAAGUAUUAGUAUUUUUUAAAUGUUUAUGUGUUGUUCGUAAUUUGUAAUUGAAAGUGUUGUAGAGUCGAAAUGAAUCAACGAGGAUACUGUUGUAUUAACGCGGCCGCCUCUCGUUUGAACCCCAAAAUGGGAAUCCCCAAAAUGGGACAUUCAGAUCAGAGUUGUCGCCUGUUAUAUGAACUAAGUUGUGUAGCCACAUCCAAUAAUUGAUUUGUGAUAGUUUUUAAAAAUGUUUGAUAACCAACUGCAUACACUACAUACUUUUACCUACCCGCCCACAAGAGAGAGGCAAUGGUAUAGCUGGGAUGUAUUUAGAACACACGAAAACCGAACACGAAAUAAAUAGUUAAAUAAAAGCUAAACUG
This is a messenger RNA of Drosophila takahashii, 3648 nucleotides long. RefSeq names its product solute carrier family 35 member F3. Lineage: Eukaryota; Metazoa; Arthropoda; Insecta; Diptera; Drosophilidae. The record is from RefSeq and is a predicted model, not a curated record.